This is a messenger RNA of Exophiala spinifera, 954 nucleotides long. RefSeq lists its product as uncharacterized. NCBI's taxonomy places the organism in Eukaryota, Fungi, Ascomycota, Eurotiomycetes, Chaetothyriales, Herpotrichiellaceae. Bases 1 to 954 code for a protein of 317 amino acids. The record is from RefSeq and is a predicted model, not a curated record. The transcript has 3 exons.
AUGGCUCCAGUCACAGUCGGUAUUGCAGGCUUCACCGGGAGGGUUGCGACCUUGUUGGCCUCCUCUCUCCUCGAACAGGACCCAAAUGUCCAUAUCAAGGGUCUUGCCCGGGUUCCAGACAACGUCGCAAAAUCCAUCUCAUCCAAGAGCAACGUCCAAGUGUUCCAAGGAGGUGCCUUUGAUCCCGACCAGAUUCGUUCCUUCGUCCGUGGAUGCGACGUUGUGGUAUGCUGCUACUCGCACGAUGACCGUAUCAUGGUCGACGGCCAGAAACUCCUCAUUGACCUCGCAGAAGAGGAAGGCGUACCUCGUUAUGUCGCAUCAGACUGGUGCCUCGACUAUACCAAGCUUGAAAUGGGUGAACUGUUUGCUAAAGAGGCGUCUCAGCGCAUCAAAGUCUAUCUAGAUUCCAGGAAUUCCAUCAAGGGUGUGCACAUGCUCAUUGGGGGAUUCGCAGAGGUCAUCUUCGCCGCAUUUUUCAGAAUCUGGGACUGGCAAACUUCCACGUUGCGAUACUGGGGUACAGGAGACGAGAUAUGGGAAUGUACCACUUACCGUGACUCGGCACAGUAUACUGCCGCAGUAUGCUUGGACCGCAAUGCGGUAGGGGUCUUCCGAUUCGUGGGAGACGUGAUCAGCACCAAGGCUAUCGCAGCUGCACUCGAGAAAGUGUACGGCGUCAAACCAAAGCUUGAGUAUCAAGGUUCCAUCGACGAACUGCGUUCCACAAUGAUUACCGAGAAAGAAAAACAUGGCGACGACUAUUGGAACUAUGUCUUUCACUGGUACCAUUACUUUACACUCAGCGGCAAAGCCCUAAUGGGACCAAAAUAUGACAACGACGAGUACCCACAGGUCAAGCCAGUCAAGGUCGACGAAUUUUUGAAGACGGUGCCACUCGAGCAGCUAAAUGGAGUGUAUAUGGCUAUGGACGACAAGAUCAAGAAAAGCUGA